Messenger RNA from Malania oleifera, 2276 nucleotides. RefSeq lists its product as uncharacterized. Gene Ontology annotation, cellular component: nucleus; mitochondrial matrix. Gene Ontology annotation, molecular function: DNA-directed DNA polymerase activity; chromatin binding. The record is from RefSeq and is a predicted model, not a curated record. Gene Ontology annotation, biological process: error-prone translesion synthesis; response to UV; replication fork processing. The coding region runs from base 148 to 2019 and encodes 623 amino acids. NCBI's taxonomy places the organism in Eukaryota, Viridiplantae, Streptophyta, Magnoliopsida, Santalales, Ximeniaceae. The transcript has 14 exons.
UACUUGAAUUCCAAAAAAAUUUUGUUGAGCGGUUUCCAUUACCAAAUUCAAAGAUUCCAGUGAAAUGAGGGCUAGUGAAAAUUUCCCGCUUGCGACGAAGAAGAAGAGCCAGUAUUCCCCUGUUUAGUGCACUGUAAAUCUUAGGAGAUGUUGUCGGACGCCAUGGACGACGUCGAUCGAUUGUUCCAGUGCUUCAAGUGCGGCGUCUCUCCUCCUCAAUCUGCUGUAAGAGAGAGAAAAGCAAACAAACGCAGAUUGAAGCAAGCAAGUUCAACACCAGAGAUCUCUGCUCAUUCUGGCAUUAUAUCCCCUGGAUCAGCUGAAGAAAGACGGCAAAGUGCAAAACUCGUUCAGCUUGGCAUGGAAAAAUGCAGUUCAACAAUGGUUAAAGCAAACAGCUUCAACUGUGACAAGCAGAUCUCUCCAGUCAUAUUUUAUGGGUCACCACAUGGCGUGCCUCCAAAAAGACCCUCCAGUCUAUUGCGGUUGUUACGUGAAAUUCAUGUUGAUCUCACUAAUCAAAACAAAUCAAAUUUUAGGAAAGAAGUGUGGGCUACAUUUCCAAGGCAGGAUGAAGCAAUGAAAUUUGCGAAAGAGCAUUCUCAUGUUCGUAUUUUCAGCUAUCAAGAUCAUUUGAAUGGACAAAGAAGAUUCCUUGUUUCAACAUAUAGGGAUUUCUGGCUAAGGUACAAAAAAAUGAAUUCUAAAUUUCGCCAUCAUUAUGAAGUGAUUCAAGAGGGCUUACCAUGCCAUCUUUAUUUUGAUUUGGAGUUCAAUAAGAGGGCCAAUGCAGACAGAAAUGGAGAUGAAAUGGUUGAUAUCUUAAUAUCGGUCAUUUUAGAAGCCUUACUUGACAAAUACACUAUUUAUGGAAAUCGAGAAUGGAUACUGGAGCUUGAUUCUUCUACUGAAGAAAAAUUUUCUCGUCAUCUAAUCAUUCGAAUACCAAAGACUGCCUUUAAGGACAAUUCACAUGCUGGUGCAUUUGUUGGUGAGAUAUGCUCGCGGAUUUUAAGUGCAAAGGAGAGGGAUGGAAGAUUUGAAAAAUUGUUUGUUUCUAAAGAGUCAACCACUGCUGAAUUUCCAUGCCAUCUGUUUGUGGACUCUGCUGUCUAUUCUCGAAACCGUUGCUUUCGCUUAGCUCUAUCAUCAAAGGCGGGGAAGAAUUCUGUACUUCUUCCUACUGGGCGAUUUAAAUGUAAGAACACGUGUGAGGAAGACAUGUUUAUGGAAUCUUUGAUCUGCAACAUGGAUGAUGAUUGUGAGAAACUUCUAGUAUGCAAGGUGGAUCUGGAUUGUGUGAAGACCUUGCAAUUUGAUACAGAGAUAAACCAUAAUUUUGGAAAACAUUCAGUUGCUCCUCCAGAAUUCGCAUUGAAUCCCCGUACAAGUGAUAUUUCUAGGACAUAUUUCAUGGGAAAAUCACCAUUCCCAUCUUUGGAUAUAUUUGUAGAAUCUAUUGCCUCCAUUGGAAAUGUAUCAGGGAAAAUUCGCAGCUGGUAUUGGUUCUCAGAAUAUGGAUUGAUGGUCUACAGCAUGUUAAGAAAUCGAUUUUGUGAGCGGAUUGGCAGACAGCAUAAAAGCAAUCAUGUGAUGUACAUUGUUGAUCUAAAAAGGGCUGCAUAUUAUCAGAAAUGUUAUGAUCCUGAUUGCAGAGGUUAUCGAUCUCCACUGCGUCCCGUUCCAGUGGAUGCCCUCACUGAUACUGCAGUUAUGGUUAACUCAGCACAGAUGGAGCAGUAUGGAGACUCGCUCAAUUAUAACUUUGAUUGGUCAUUUGCUGAAAAUGAUCAGAAGCAUGAUCCAUUUUACAAUGAUGUAAGCAUAACGGACAGCUGUAAGAAAGACCCAUGGUGGCUGGAAGCCAUAAGAGUUGCAGAUAAUGUUGAAAAUACAAGAAGCAAUCUAGAGCUCGGAAAUAUGAAACAGGGGAAAACAGAGGAAGAUGAUGAGAGCUGGUGGAUGGCUGCGGAGCAGACUAUAUCCCAAUUAGAAGUGUCCUGCUUUCAGCAAUCCUAACCUUGUUGCUCAUCCAUGGACCUAUUGCAGAAAAAAAUGCACUCCAAAAGAGUAGAUUGUUUCACCACUCAAACUUUCAAGUCGUUUAUUUUCCCCUUUUACAGCGAAUAGAGUAUACUGUGUUAGUUUAUAGGGAAUAACCUAGUAAUGCAUUUGUGGAAAUCAAUGUAACUGUCAUUGUGAUUUUAUAAAAAUGGUUUUUUCCUGAAAACAACAAAAACAGCAAUGAAAAAGUAAGGGCGUUUAGUUAUGAAAAA